AUGGCGUUGCUGAGAGCGUUCCAGAAGCAGGCCCAGAAGAGGAAGUGCCCGAUUUGCGGUGAGAUGGUCCCGCAAGGAUUAUAUCGUUCGCACAUGGAGGGCUGAAGCGGCGCUUGCGCGCUUAUGGUUCUCACAAAUCAGAAUCUCACUGAUGUGGUUUUGUGUACAAAUAAGGUGAUUACUACUGGUAAUUCUCUUCUUUUUGAGAAAAAAUUAGUCCCGGAACAUGGCCAUCAUUUCAUUCCAGAUCGUGUCGGAAUUGAAAUCCAACGAUAG
Gongylonema pulchrum is the source of this 276-nucleotide messenger RNA. The record is from the annotation of a GenBank genome assembly. NCBI's taxonomy places the organism in Eukaryota, Metazoa, Nematoda, Chromadorea, Rhabditida, Gongylonematidae.